Molecule: messenger RNA, 2995 nt
Organism: Clarias gariepinus (North African catfish)
Lineage: Eukaryota; Metazoa; Chordata; Actinopteri; Siluriformes; Clariidae
Product: malignant fibrous histiocytoma-amplified sequence 1
Exons: 10
Coding region: 121-2592 (823 amino acids)
Molecular function (GO): protein binding
Source: RefSeq, a predicted model, not a curated record
AGUGCUUGAUGACGUCAGUAUGAUACUCCUGCUGUGAGGAGUGAUAAGGAAGUAUUUUCUAUUUAGACAAAGGGAAACUGAAAGGAAUAGUCAAAGCCUGUGUGCCGGCUUAUUGUCAACAUGUCUCAUUAUAAUGGCUAUUCUAACAGAAUGGAGGUAAACUUGGCAGGAAAUAGACUGAAAUCACUCCCUGCUGAUUUGCUUAGGAAAGGCAAAGAUGUGGAGAAGGCAGACCUACAGAAGAACAAACUUAAGGAAGUAAAUAAAAUCUCCUGUUUGUCGAACUUGACGGAGCUCAAUCUGGGCCGGAAUGAACUUGUCGAGUUUCCUAAAGAGAUUAGCGAGCUAAAGCAGCUCGUCAGACUGUACAUGAAUCAGAACAAUAUCAAGAGCAUACCUGAGAAUGUGUUUCCCUCUUUGAAGAAACUUCAGUUUUUAAAGAUAAACACUAACAAGCUCAGCCAGUUACCAUCAGACAUGAACAAGUGUGAAACCCUCGUCUACCUAAACCUGUCCAACAACUGUCUGAAAGAGGUGCAGCCUCUAGUGGGUCUUGGUCGACUAAGUGAGCUUUAUGUGGACAACAACAAGCUGACAGAACUUCCACGCGCUCUUUUCCAGUCCCAUUUGGAAAAAUUCAAAGCAAACAACAACCCACUUAGAAAGCCUCCUGAAGCAGUAUGUGUAGGUGGUAUAAAGGGCAUUCAAAGCUACUUUGAGAUGUUAGAAGCAAGUUCGCCCACUAUUCGUGCUAUUAAAACAAUGUUCCUGGGGUCCUCUAUGGCUGGGAAAUCCACUGUGUGUCGCAGUCUGAGGCAUAAACGCCCUGUAGAGGUGGCUGAAGAUGAUCGCACUGUGGGUAUUGAAAUUCAUCAUGUCUUCAAUGCAGAUGAAGUUCGCUUCAUCUUUUGGGACUUUGCAGGACAAGAGGAAUACUACUUUACUCACCAUGUCUUCAUAACACCCCAGGCCUUUGUCAUUCUUGCUGUUGAUCUUUCCAAGUAUGAUGCUGAGUCUUUCAGAGAGAAAGUGGGCUUUUGGAUCAGCAAUAUACAGCUCAAGGUCCCAAAUGCAGUGGUCUUGCUAUUGGGCACUCAUGUUGACUGUUGCACCGAUCAGACGGAAGUACAUGACAAGAAGGAAGACAUUAAGAACAGGGUCAGGCAAAUGCAGUCAGAGCGAAAAGAUAGCUUGGAGCAGCAAAGAAAGAACCUUAAAGAUUUAGAGGACCCUUCACUGGUUUCUGAGCAGAUGACUGCUAUUGAGCAACUUGAAGAAUACAAAUUACAGGUACUUGAUCUUCUUGCCAUUGACUGCAAGAAAUCUGAGGAUAUUAAUAUGUUACAAGACUAUAUCAACCAAGUAGUCUUGGACACAGACAAAUUUCCUUUUACGGAACAAGUUCUACCACAAUGCUAUAUGGAUGUGGAAAAAGCUAUUCAGGCCAACUUGGACAGUGGCAACAUUCCUCAACAUGGAAUAGUUACUCAUAGGGACAUCCUGGCACACCUAACUGCUAGUCAUAAUGAACUGGACCUUGAUUCCAUUCUUCAGUACCUCCACAGAACUGGAAUUAUUAUGUGGUACAGAGAUAUCACAGACUUGAAGGAUGUUGUGUUUGUACAACCAUCAUUUCUUAUCUCAUUGUUCAAGGCCAUUGUUAGGCAUGAUUUGGUUAAUAUGCUGAAACUGAUUUCAAGGAGUGAUCUGAUGAAGGAGAACUCCCUCGAAAAGCACAGAGACAAAUGGAUUAAAGACUUCGAAAAGAGAGCAACACUGAGCAAUGUGGCCAUAAGAAUGUUGGUGCGUGCAGAACUCAAGCGGUCAGGUGUUGAUGACGACGAGCUGAUUGAGGACAUAGUCGGUACCAAGAUGAAGCCUGGUAACCUUAUCAGCCUGCUAAGGCACUUUGAUGUUUGUCUACCAACCAAAGAAAGUGUUCAACUCAACCCCACAGCUCCGGAGUUCUGUCCAAAAAAAAAAUGGGAGCCAUCAAGCUCUGAUGUGUAUCAACCAAACGGAGCCUGUCUUUUCCCGAGCUUCCUUCAUAGCGAAAAUCAGGAAGUAACGCAGAGGUGGGGACAGGACAACCUGGAAGACAUCGUUGUGCAAAUUUACUUCCUCCCUGAGAUACCUCAUGGAUUCUUCCAUAGGCUGCUCAUCAAGAUAUGCUCGAUUUACUUUGCCUACUCGAUCGGAAAAGAGCAGGGGCUUUUUACCUGUGGAAACAGACGUAUACUCAUCAGAGAGCAUGCUCGUACUGCGGAUCAGUUAAUUGAGAUCCGGGGGAAACACAGUGAUUUUUCCACAUCAGCAGAUAUCCAAAAAGUGUGGGAUAUGAUAAAGGUGGUGAUGAGGCGCCUGGCUGAGCUCACUCAGCAGUGGAGAGGUCUGUGCCAGUAUGUGCACAGCCCGUGUAAACAAAGGGGCUGUGAAGAGUUUUUUGAGUGGCCGGAUUGGCAAGACUGGAUUGAUCCUAAUGCAUGUGAAAAAUUUAACACGAAUCCAGAGGAGAGAAUGUCUUGUAGUAAUGGGCACUCUCGCAGAACUGAACUGCUGUUCCCUGAUAGCUGUGUAGGUCUGAAGAAUUGACACCUGAAAAUGCCACCUGCCUGAACCACUGUUGUCUGUUGACAUCAUCACAAGAUUGUACCUUUCACAUAUAUGUGUGUGUAGAGAGAGAGACUUAUUUUACUUGUGUGGUUGUUUCUAUAUUGGACUGUCCUGUACAAGCCUUUAAACAUUUGCUAAGAGAAUAUUCAGUCCAGUAGAGGGUGCUCUUUGCUUAAUUAAAGUCUGGGGUUUUCCUAUUUAUUUUCUUCUUUGGGAAGUCUCUCUACCUUUAUUUAUUUAAUAAAGAACCAAGAGUAAACUAUGUGAAACAAUAUGUUUUUGAUGAACACGUUAUACACUAUAGUGGGUGUAAAGGUACAUGAUUUCUUGUGUUUUAUGCAGAAUGAAAGUUUUGGCCUAAAAUUAAAAUACUACUCAAGCA